UAAGCAACUCAUAGUGCCCCUCAUUACGUACUCUGAGACUGUAUACAGUAAACUCGACUCUAUCUCCUCCUACAAAAUCAGUGUUGCGUUCAAUAACGUUACUAGAUAUGCUUAUGGACUAAACAAAUCUGAUUAUAUCUCCCUGUGGAAGAAUAAAAUCCUGGGGUGCAGUAUCGAGAACUAUCUUGCUGCGAGGAACUGUAUAUUUUUAUAUAGAUUGCUUGCGUUGCAAUCUCCAAAUUAUUUGUAUGAAAAGUUGCGACUGACCAAGUCUAGUCGACAUCAUAGCCUUCUUAUCCCAAGAUACACCCUUUUAACAUCUUCUAGAAUGUUUUUCAUUAACGCUGCGAGGCUUUGGAACUCCCUGCCGGAAUCUACCAAGUCUGCACUAAAUUUAAGGAACUACAAAGCAGUAAUAUACAAUUACUACAAUGAUUUGUAAUGCUAUGGAAGUGGUUGCAAUAUCUUUUAAUUCUCUACUUCUUUUUAUUUUUUCUCCCACUAUCUUUUCUAACAAUCUCUACCCUGCCUAUGUAUACUAUUAGUGUCUAAUGUAAUUUAAGAUUAAUUUUGUUGUAUGUAUUUAUUAUUCUAAUUCUACUUAGCUUAGUUUUUUAAAUAUGUAUGUAUAUGUAAUAAUAUUUUGUUACUAUUUCGUCGGAUGCACUAUAAAAGACAUGGUCUUAGAUGUGUAAUACAUUGCCUAUUAAUAAAUAAAAUAAAAUUUCUAUUUUCAACAUAAAUGCCUCUCCUUGCACUAAACACUAUUCCUGAGUGGAGCCAGUGUAAACAAAUUUGAAAAUACUUUGCGACUAUACUUUCACCAAAUUAAAGAAUCUUCUUAUCUGAGUAUAAGAGGUAUCUGUGAAUAUUUCCAUUUCUAAAUCGCUGCCUUGUUUCUUGUACGGUCGCUGCCUUGUUUACCCAUCGUUUGGCUAUCCACAUCACUCAAAAACUGGACUCAGCAUCAGAGCCGUUGGCAAUUUCCUCAAAGCAUUGUCAAAUAUCCUGGUGAACUUCCAAUAGAAGCUUUCACUAGAGUUCGGCGUUUUUCAUAUAAUUAACGAUUAGUUUAUCCAUGCUAAUUGACUUGUAUUUUCAAAUUAGUUUAUCAUCAACCCAGUUUUUAACUUAGUUUAGCUUAGUUAGAUUUUCAUCACAUUUUUUAAUAAAAAUACAUCAACCACACGUUUUCUCUUAGCGGCUAUCAUUGUUUUUUACCUUUUGUCCUUGACGUUUCUCCUCUAUUUAACAAAAAAGUCGAUAAAUCAGGGUUGCAGACGGAAAAGUAAUCUUUUGCAUAGAGGAUUAUUUUAUAAGCUGGAUUUGAGGAGAAAAUUUUAGUAUUCUUAAUUACCUAUUGAAUAGUUUAGCUCGAAAAAGCAGAUAAUCUGAUCAUAAAUACAUAUGUAUGUCGCUAAUCAAAAAUAAAAACAUUAUACAACAAUAUUGUGAAAUUUAUAAAGGGCAGUAGUCUACCGGAUAUCCGAUCGGAUAUCCCAAUCCGGCGCAAAUUCUUUACAUGGUAUCCGGAAUCCGGUUAUCCGGCAAAAUCUGUAUCCGACACAUCCCUAAUUGUGAGACUAAACCCUCUUAACUCAUCGGUGACCGUCAAGGUGUUCGGACGUGUAUACGCUGUGUUUGCGAUAUUUGUGCUAAAUUCGGUUGUAUUUUGCUUUAAAAUGCCCUGUGUUUGCGGUCAGAAAGUUGACCGCGGGCUGCCUAAGAUACGGUGUGAUAAUUGCAAUGAAUAUUUCCACCUUUCGUGUGUUAAAUUAUCGCAAGAUGAUGUUGAUUUUUUGCAAAAAACCAAUCACUCAUUUUAUUGUGAAAUCUGUACAAAACGGCGCCGCAAUUCUUUUCGUUCGCUGUCUCCACCUCUUGUACCAACAAAAUCAGUAACGGAUUCAGUAAAUUCUCUUGCUGCUGCUGUUAAUCAACCAAAGCAACAGUCGCAGAAUGCGAACUCAACUAGUGUAUUACCAAGGUCAGAGAACGUAAAGCAUAAACAACAAUCGCAGAGUUUGAAUAUGAUGAGUGCAAUACAAAAACAAAACUUCGAUCACCCGAAAGCUACUGUAUUGGAGUCAAUGCUCAAGUCUGUGCUUGAUGAAGUCGUUGGUCUUAAAGCAGAGAAUUUGCGAAUGUUCUCUUUGCUGCAAACAUUGUACGAUGAUAAGAACAUCUUGUUAAAGAAAGUUGAUGAUCUCCAAGCUGAGCUGGGCACUUUGAUGAGUAUAAUACGCAAAAAAAACUGCACUCUUGCUGUGGACGCUGCUGAUAUUGAAAACAUCCCUCCGGCUGCUUCUGUUAUCUCUACUGUUGCUGGUACCAUUGCCGCUGACGCUGCUGCUGCCGUUGAUAACAUUCUCUCUACUGCUACUUCUACUAGCAAUGCUGCUCUGCCCACAACUAAUAUGCUCUAUUCAGAUGUCGUUGGUAAAAUUACUGCUGCUAAUACUAACGCUGAGACUGUGACUGUUAUGGCACCUGCACUCAACCGUUCUCAGCCUACAUUUUCUAUCGCAUCGAAGGCUCAGUUGCCUGCAGUUGGUGUUAGCGCAAAAAAUAUGAAUACUGUACAACAAAAUAAAUUACCCAAGCGUCGUAUUCUAGUUGUUGGAAAUAAUAAUAAUAAUGAUAAUGUCGAACUUGAUGUUGUUAUCAAAAAGAAGUGGGUGCAUGUAUCGGCUUUUAAGCCAACUGUGUCUGCUGAUAGUAUCAUUGCAUAUGUAUCAAAAAAUUCUGGCGUCGAUAGCAAACAUCUUGCGUGUUUCAAACUUAUAAAGAAAGGUUCAUCUCUCGAUAACAUUCGCAGUGUAAAUUUUAAAUUUGGAGUUUUGCCGUCAUCUUAUGAGAAGAUUAUGAAUCCUAAUGUUUGGCCUUCGGGAAUUAGUUUCGCCCAUUUCAAAUUUUUCAAAGGGAAGGAAGGAUCCACUGAACCGACCAAAUAGCUCUGCAGAAUAUAAAUUGCAAAUCUCGUAAUCUUAAAAUU
This is a messenger RNA of Rhagoletis zephyria (snowberry fruit fly), 2995 nucleotides long. RefSeq lists its product as uncharacterized. The record is from RefSeq and is a predicted model, not a curated record. NCBI's taxonomy places the organism in Eukaryota, Metazoa, Arthropoda, Insecta, Diptera, Tephritidae.